Molecule: messenger RNA, 2002 nt
Organism: Rhineura floridana
Lineage: Eukaryota; Metazoa; Chordata; Lepidosauria; Squamata; Rhineuridae
Gene: PNOC
Product: prepronociceptin
Exons: 3
Coding region: 96-797 (233 amino acids)
Biological process (GO): sensory perception; chemical synaptic transmission; neuropeptide signaling pathway
Cellular component (GO): plasma membrane; neuronal cell body; axon terminus
Molecular function (GO): opioid receptor binding
Source: RefSeq, a predicted model, not a curated record
GGGGGCCACGCUGACAAAGAGACAGAGCUCGAUUUGAACAUCAGAGGAAACCGUGGGACUCGGAGCGCACAGGCAGUUUUCCCAGAGUUGAUACCAUGAGGAUCCUACUGUGGAACGCCUUGUCCUUCUGCCUGCUUGCCUACGCCCUCAGUGACUGCCGGAGGGAUUGUUUGAACUGCCACAGACAUUUGUACAGCCACCACCAGGAUGACUUCAGCCUUCUGAUCUGCGUCAUGGAGUGUGAGGGGAAGCUGUUCUCCAGUGCCACCUGGGGACUCUGCAGCAAAGCCACUGAAGGAAAGGCAUCUUCUCCACUAGAUCUUGACAGCCUGGAAGAAGAAGCUAACCGGCCCUUGGAGAUGUGGGACAGCAACCUGCUUGGAAGAAGAGGCAACCUGAAACAUGUUGGUGGCCUGACCAGAAUGGUGGAUCUCAGCAAGGCAGGAGAUGAGAAGCGAGUUUCCAAAGUCAGCUCUCUUCUCCAUCAGCUGGAGGAAGAAGAUGGCGCCAGUGAUGGAAGCCAAGCUCCACUGAGAGACUUACCAGGUCAGCUUGAGAUCUCCAAGGGGGUGAGUGGCUUCCUGGGUGGACCAUUCAGUUAUGGGCAAGUGGCAGAGCCUGGGGUGCAGGAGCUCCAGAAACGAUUUGGAGGCUUCAUUGGCGUCCGGAAGUCAGCCCGCAAGUGGCAUAACCAGAAGAGGUUCAGUGAGUUUCUGAAGCAGUAUCUCGGGAUGUCUCCACGUUCCAUCGAGUACGACGGCUUGUCUGAUGACCCAAAGGAGCAGAACGAGAUCUAGAUGGAUGGACUCCCUCUGGUGUUGUUUUGUUUUUCUUGUACCACCAACUUAUAGUGAAUUGGUUCAGAUCUGCCAUAUCCAAAGAAGCCAACCCUCUUCCUUCUUUCAUGGUAAAUUCUCCCAGCCAGCCAACCCUUGCCAUCAAAGGGGCAGUCUAGGGUCUCUUGGAAAUAAAACUCAAAAUCACCUUAUGUAAGAGUAUUUCACACAUAUCACAGCACAGCCCUAAGCACAAUUACUCAGAAACAAAUUCCUCUGGAUUCAAUUAGACUUAGGACCCAUCUACACAUUGUCCAGAACAAAGUGGUACAUGAAGAUGGUAGAAUUCUGGACUGGACCACUUCAGACAGCAUGUGGGAGUCUUUUCUUUUUUUAAUUAUCCCUAUCUCCAAAUCUCCCUGCAUGUAAUAAACUAACACAUUAGGGAGAGAGCUACUCUUAGCCGUUCCCUCUGGUGAACUAGCUUUCUACAUGCAGAAGAGUUGCUCUUCUUGUUCUGUUUUGUGGGGAACUUUCAGAAAGUGUGACUAACCCUUAGCAGCAGUCUGAAAUGAUCCAGCUCAGAAUCCGUCCCCCUCAUUCUGUGUAAUGCAGGUUGCCAAGUAUUUUGGACUACAAGCGGGCAGUAGGGAGCUGAAGGGAGUUGUAGUCCAAAACAUCUGGAGGGCACCAGAUUGGGGAGAGCCAGUGUAGUGUGUAGAUAAGUUCUUGGCUUCCAUAUAAGCCUGCUUGGGAUAUUUGUAGACGUCUUCAGAUAGCUAAAGAUGACACAAGGCUCUGGUUUCCACUUUGCAGCUUCGAUUUAUUUAGAGCCGGGAUUGAACUGGGACCAAGUCGAGAUCCUGGAUAAGUUUCCAAAUGGGGUUGACAUCUUUGGAAUGGCAGUGCAAUGGUGUUUGUGGAUUUUUGUUACACGUUUCCCAUUUCUCUUUCUCUCUCUCCCCAUGGCAUGCAUUUUGUCAAAGCCGCUGUCUCUGGGCUGUCACUUUCAAAGGUGUAUUUUUGUAAACAGCGGGAAGAGGAGCCAGAGAGACCUCCGUUGCCCCCUUCCUCCCCCCUGCCUGAUGAUGGUUCUCUCAAGACGCAUGACUGAUCAUUAGCGAUGUAGCAGAGUUGGGUACUUACUCCUGUUAACCAUCGAAUGUCUAAAAUCUACAGAAGGGAAAAUGAGAUACAAGCCCUGUCCUUUUUAAUUGUUUCAGACA